This is a messenger RNA of Caenorhabditis angaria, 3446 nucleotides long. The record is from the annotation of a GenBank genome assembly. NCBI's taxonomy places the organism in Eukaryota, Metazoa, Nematoda, Chromadorea, Rhabditida, Rhabditidae.
AUGGGUGACAGACCGUUUUCUUUCAUUGAAACACAAGAAACAAGUUCUGGUGCACAUCAAGAGAUGUCUAAUCAACCGCCACCAUUGGUAAGUAAAUUUUGAGAAGUUCUCUGGAAAAACAACAAUGUUUGAUAGAACAAAGUGAAAUUUCACAAUGUUAUUUGAACUGUAAACAGACAUGCUUUUAGAUUUUGCCUUUAACAACAGAAUCUCUUGAUGUUCUGGACAGUCCCCAUACACGCAGAAAUGGUUUUAUUGGAUCAAUGCAUAGUUCAAUUGAUGCUAUGAUGCAAUUCGAAACUAGCUACGAUAACAUGAUUCAUAAUCUGUUUAUCAACAUUACUCACCAACAAAAGAUGGAUUCAAUUAACUUUUUGUUUGGUUAUUACAUUCCACAAAGAUGUGAAUACAACAUCAGAAAACUCAACGAUAUGAUGUCAUAUCCUAAUUAUUCUUACGAUAAAGACAAUCACAUUUUGACAUCUUUGAUAACUGGACUUCCUGUCGAAUUAUGUUAUGGAUUUGUCAAAGAACUUGAAGAUGCUAUGCAUAUGAUUGAAGCAGAUGCCAGAAUUGUUUUGAUUCAAUAUCCAAACAAAUAUGAUCAAUUAUUCUCGAUUGUCAGAGAAUUGCAAUGUCGUUUAGGAUAUUUUCAAAAAUUGUACAAUCAAAGAGAAUGCAAAUCCGUGUACGAAGCGAUGAGUGAUGGAUACUUUGUUCGCAAACAUUCUUUAAGAAGGACUGCUGAGAAUCUCAGAGCAAAUCUUCAUCUUCCGGAUGUUUUGACCACUAUCAGAGUGGAGGGCCGCUUUGAUAAGUUUUGGUGAGUCAUUUGUUGGAAAAACAUUGAAAAAUAAUUCUACAAUUUUUGUUUUGAACUAUAAAUCAGACAUUUCCAAACAAUAAUCCACUAUAUUGGAAACAUUUAUUAUGAUAAUUGAAAAAAAAGUUGAGAAACGAAAAAAAAAAACAAUCUCGCCGAUUUUUUCGAUGGCCUAAAAACUGUUAGAACUCGUCCAGAUCGACAAAAACGCUCCAUUGAAAAACAUCAUUGUUUAUUUUUUUCUGUUGAAAACUCCAAAUGCAAUAUUUUUUCAGGCGUGAACUCCCGGAAAUUUCUAAUGAUCUUCUUCAUUUUUUUGAAACUUUCCAAGAUGUUGUAGAAUUGGAUAACGCUCAAGCUAUCUCACUUUCAAACGAUGUGAGUUUGAAAUAUCCAAGAAUUUAAAAAAAAGGUUUUUUUUCAGCUGAAAAAUCAUUUCAAUGAAGUUUGGAAUUCUUGGCAUAUUACUAAAAACUAUUUGAUGAGAACUCGGAAAUUUUUUGAUUUGAAAGCUGCUAACGAACAACGCUUCCAACAAAGAAGACCAAGUUUGAGAACUGAAUUGGCUUAUGAAAAAGAAUCAGAUAGAUUUUCUUCUGCAAUUAUCGGUGUUCUGGAACAAGGAGAAGCUCCAGCAGAACCGGUAAUUAUGUUUUUUUCACACCUAAAAAAUGUUGCGUUUACAAAAGUAGACCACAUCCAAUUGAAGUCUACAACGUUCAGAAUCAAAAAACUAGAUUUUACCUUACUUCAAGCACCUUACUUCAAGCAAAAUUUUUUUAACACAGGAUUAUUUUCCGUUCUGUUAUAUUGAAAAAUCACAAAUCAGUAACAACCCAAUCGAUAUAAUUUUGAAUAUUUCAGAUGCUUCUCCCAAACACCAAUGAAUUCUACCCAUUCCAUUCUGGUUGAACAGCAGAGCAAAAUCUUCUAAUAAUAUUUGUGCAUAAUGAUAUUUUCUUCCAACUGUUCAAUACAUCUAUGUGGUUUCCGAAUCUUGUCACUUUUCAUUUUUUUUUCUUGUACAUUUUUCAAAUAUAUACGUAUUCCAAUAAAUAAAUAUUCACAAACCUGUAUCCAAUUCAAUAUAAUUUAUAAUGUUUCUCUGCAUCUCUUCAUGAAAAAAUCAUCUCUCACAAUUUUUCCAAGGAUGAUCAGCUGUUGUGUAAAAUAUCGAAUUUCAUUCGCAAUUUUUGUCAAACUUUUAAUUAUUGCUUUUUUGUUGUUCAAAGUUAGAAGUAAGUACAUUUAUAGUACUUGAAAAUUCCAGAAAAAUUGUUUGAAUGUUCAUUUAAGAAACUGUAAUUUCAAAAUCAAUAAAAAAUAUUACACAAGUUUCCCUCCACCUGUUGCAUUAUAUAAUAUAAAACACCACAAUCGUUCUUAUGUUUUAUUGUCUGUUUUCACACGAUAUUUUUGUAAUUCCUAGUUAUUUGGUAUGUAAAAUUAGCAUAAAUAUGUAUAUACAUAAAUAAAACCAUAAAAAUAUUCAUGUAAAACUUGGACAUUUGUCAGGAUGAAAGGAGGAGAAGAAAGAAAAUUGGAUCUUUGUAUGCCUUUUAUAGUUUUUGUUUUAUUUUUAUUUUUCUGGUUGUGAAUGUGAGUUUCCUGUUUUUAAUGAUCACUGUAAAACACAUGGGCACAUGAAAUUGUGAAGCGUUUAACAUUCGAAAAUCCUGAUUUUUUUUCAUAUUUGACCUAAAAAUUGAAGAAGUUCUGAUUUUUUUAUGAGUUCGAAUACACUUUUGGGAUACACAGAGGCUCUUUACCAAAAAUAAUUUUUGGGGUUGCAAAUCACACAUCUUGGCUGAAUUUUUUGAGGAUCAUUUCUUGCUUCCUUGCGUUGCAUACAAUACAAAAGUUGUAUACGAAAAAAUUGGCGAACUCAUUCAUUUUCCUCCCAUUUUUCUAUUUUUCAAUAUCCGUUCAUUUUUCUCUUCUCUUUUACUUCUUAUUCUCCUUCUUCUCCAUCCUCAUCUUCAUCUUAUUUUUCUUUUUCUCAUCAUUAUUGAUUGAUUUUUAAACUAAACUAAACUUUUUCAAAAUAAACACAUGGUUCACAUUCUUUAUACACACAAAUUUAUUCUGUUUGACUGACUGAAUCGUUUUUUUUCUCGCCUAUUUUUGUUUUUUUUUGCAAAAAGGGUAUGAUUGCCAAUACAUUUCAAAAUAUUUAUAAUUGUUUAGAUGACAACUCGAACCCCUGGAAAAUUGAAUGUUGGGAGUAUUGGUGGCAAAUUGAACAAUUUGCUGUUAGCAGGACCACCGGGAAAAUCACCAAAUGCAACUUUGCCAAGAGUUCCGGGAAAAUUAAAUUCUAGUCCAAUUGGUGACAAAUUGAAUGGAUUGUUAUUAGCUGGACCAUCAACACCAGUCCCGAAAGAGAAACCAAUUGAGAAAAAACCAGAAAAUUCUAAUAAAACCUUGAUUAAUGUUCUAAAGGUGAGAAAACUUAUUAAAGUGCAGUUUAAAACAUUAUCCCCAAAUAAUUUUGCUAUUUCAGUCUCGCCCACGCCCACCAACAAAUCGCCGUCCACCUUCUCGUUCAAUGCCAGUUAUUCCAAAACCAAGUGAUGAAGAAGAUGAAAAAGUAAAAGAACUUAUCGAAUCUUUGCGGCUCUGA